AUGGCACCUGACGAGAAGACAUACUGCUGUGCCAGAAUGCCGAUGGGUGCAAAGACUGCCCCUAAGCAUUUUGCUAAGGUCAUGAGCAUAGUAUUGGGGCGCCUGGAGACAGAUGACCAGGUGAACGUCAGAUCCUACCAGGACGAUAUCGUAGUCGCAGCGAAUUCUCGCGGCGAACUGAACGCGCGAUACGACAGAGUAAUCAAUCUGUUACGCCAACAAGGAUUUAAAGUAAAUCCGGAGAAGUCGAGUCGGGCUGAAGUACUUGAUGUACUUGGGUACCGCAUCUCCAAAGAUAAGAUAGCAAUCCCGAUUGAAAAGGGCAAGCAGAUACGCGAACAUCUGCGUAGCGAGAAUACGAAUGAAGUUAUUCGAGCAACCCAUCAAUUAGGGUAUUAUAAAAUGAUAUUGACACCGGCCCAAAGAGACUCGGCGAUCAAGCUAAGGCAAAUCCUCACGAAGGUGGGCCACUUCACCCAAGUCGCUAGAGACCUACGCCAGGCUCUGGACGUUUGCUGGGAGAAACCCCGAGGUACGCCAUGGCAAGCCAAGCGAUUAGAGAUCUUCGUUGACGCGUCAGACACGGCAGCGGGCAUUCACGUACGCUACAAUGGAAAUUGCGUACUUGAAGAAGCAGUACCGUUAACACAUACGGUAACUAACCUGGCAUCCUUCAAGGAAAUUCAAGGUGCGUAUAAGCUGCUCGUGAAAUAUAGAAGUCUUAUCCGGCACAUCGAUGAUGGCUGCGAAAAGAUUAUACUGACGGACAACCUACGACUCUAUCAAGGGCUUAUUCGACGAGAGGAGCCUCGCAACGACCUCGAGAUUUACGCUUCACGCAUCAAACAGCUGUACAAAGCUAAGUUUGCAUACGUGCCAGGAGGCCAGAACCCGGCCGAUUUUAUCUCGAGGAGACACCGUCUCCCCUCAUAA
Gregarina niphandrodes is the source of this 933-nucleotide messenger RNA. Its product is annotated as RNA-directed DNA polymerase. The transcript has a single exon. The record is from RefSeq and is a predicted model, not a curated record. Bases 1 to 933 code for a protein of 310 amino acids. NCBI's taxonomy places the organism in Eukaryota, Apicomplexa, Conoidasida, Eugregarinorida, Gregarinidae.